This is a messenger RNA of Zygosaccharomyces rouxii, 1974 nucleotides long. RefSeq names its product carnitine O-acetyltransferase CAT2 (gene CAT2). The transcript has a single exon. Gene Ontology annotation, cellular component: peroxisome; mitochondrion. Lineage: Eukaryota; Fungi; Ascomycota; Saccharomycetes; Saccharomycetales; Saccharomycetaceae. The coding region runs from base 1 to 1974 and encodes 657 amino acids. The record is from RefSeq and is a predicted model, not a curated record. Gene Ontology annotation, biological process: carnitine metabolic process. Gene Ontology annotation, molecular function: carnitine O-acetyltransferase activity.
AUGAAGUUUACCAGAUCGCUGAAACAGCUUGUCCCACUUAGGAAAAUGACAGACGUUAGACUAAGAAGUUAUGAGUUUGAAUCUGGUAACGGUGAACACUAUUUAGCGCUAAAUCAAAACAAGUACUAUCAAUCCAAGAGACCUACUUUCAAAGGAGAAACUUUUGCCCAACAGAAAUCCUUGCCUGAUCUAGUAGUACCUGAACUAAAGGACACUAUUUCCAAAUACCUUUUCUCUGUAAAACCAUUUUGUAAGACACCUGCAGCAUUUGCCAAACAGGAGUUGUUGUGUAAGGAAUUGUUAGAAAGGACGGGCCCUCAGUUGCAAGCACGCCUUGUAGAAUAUGCUAAAGGUAAAAGGAAUUGGAUUAGUGAUUUCUGGGAUGAUCAAGGAUAUUUAGAAGUCAAUGACCCUGUGGUUCCUUAUGUUUCUUAUUUUUUCUCUCAUCGAGCUUUACCAACUUCCCAUAGGUCCAUCGAUAGAGAUCCGUUAUUGAAGGCUACCGCAAUCAUUACCACAGUUUCCAACUUCGUGGAGACUAUUAAGGAUGAAGCAUUACCACCAGAAAUAAUUAAAGGUACUCCUUUCUGUAUGAAUGGAUUCCAACUGAUGUUCAACAGUAGUCGUGUUCCUGGUCCUGCCGGCGGUACUAGUGAUAAUUACGUUUUCCAUUCUAUCUACGAAAACGAUUUCAUUGUUGUAGGAUACAAGGGCAACUUUUACAAAAUCUACACUCAUGAUAGUGAAUCAAAACCAUACGGUCCACACGAAAUUUGGCAACAAUUGUAUACAGUGGUGAAUGAAUUGAGCGUUAGAGAACAGGAAACAGCUAACGGAGGCGUUGGUGCAUUAACGGCAUUGCCUCGUGAUGAAUGGCGUUUUGCUCAUGCAGAGCUGGUUAAAAACCUAUUAUCAAGAGACUCGCUAGAGACGAUCCAUAAAGCCGCCUAUUUCUUAGCAUUGGAUGACGUUACACCAGUGACAUUGGAAGAAAAAUCAAGAAACUGUUGGCACGGUGAUGGUUACAACAGAUUCUUUGACAAAUUUUUACAAUUUUUUGUGGCUCGUAACGGAACUUCUGGAUUCUUGGCAGAGCAUUCCAAGAUAGAUGGUACUCCAACUAGUACUUUGAAUGACUUCGUCGCUAAAAACUUGUCACACUUGGACCUCAAGCAAUUCUUGAAAAAAGUGGUCCAACCUACUACCAGGUUGAAACAAACUCCGGAGCAUUUGCCCUUUGUCAUCACCCCCAAAGUGCAAGAUUUCAUCAACAGCGCACGUUCACAAUUCCAUGAUAAUAUAUACAACCAUGAAUUGCGUGUAUGGCAUUAUAACAGGUUGGGUAAAAACUUUGCCAAAAAGAAUGGUAUGUCCCCAGAUUCAUUCAUUCAACAAAUUAUUCAACUAGCUGUUUAUAAGUAUUUGGGUAAGCAGUUACCCACUUACGAAGCUGCCUCCACUAGAAAAUAUUUUAGAGGUAGAACUGAAACUGGUAGGCCUGUGUCUGUUGCCAGUGCAAAUUUUGUAGCCACUUGGGAAGACCCUCAAUCCACUGACGAGGAGAAAAUUCAAGCAUUGAAGGACUCUGCCAAGUACCAUUCAAGUUAUUUGAAGAUGGCUGCCGAGGGUCAUGGUAUCGAUCGCCAUUUCUUUGGAUUGAAAAACAUGUUAAAGGAAUCUGAUCAAAUACCAGCUCUUUUCCAAGACCCACUCUUCAGCUAUGCGUCUACGUGGCUCAUUUCCACAUCUCAGUUGUCAAGCGAGUACUUCGAUGGCUACGGUUGGUCUCAAGUCAAUGACAACGGGUUCGGACUUGCAUACAUGCUUAACAACGAAUGGCUACACAUCAACAUCGUUAACAAACCUGCAAAGAGUAAAUUAAGUGUGCACAGGUUGCAUUACUACUUGUCACAAGCAGCUGACGAGAUUGCCGACACUUUGGUCAGGAACCAACAUUUGAAGGCUAAGUUGUGA